AUGAACGUUAGUAAUAGAAUGACAGCUUUAGAAUGGACUACAUUAAGUAAAUUAACAGAACGUAAUAUAUUUAAUUUUUAUGGAGCAGCGGGGCAACCUGUAUUAACAGAAAUUAAAUUAUGGAAUGUAGGGACACAUAAACAUAGUGUGGUUUAUAUACUUCUUGGCACAUGUUUAUUAGCAUUGCUUGGAGUAUCUGCAAUUGCACCUCUUAGCAUUCAAACCUGUGCUGUAAUAUAUAAUUCAAUAUUAGUAGAAACUAAUGUUGUUAAUCCAGAUAUACUUAGCCGUGCGAUUAAUACCACAUUUACAAAUCAAUUGUCACAAGUUAGAAUAUGUGGAGUGAUUGUCUGGCAACCAUGUCCUAGAAUGAUAGAUAGAGGUCAGAUCAAUAGUUCAUACGCAGCAGACUUUAAUAAGACAUAUAGUCAUAUAGCAAUAAGAUAUCGUUUAUUGAAAACUAGUAGCAAUGAUAAUUUCACAUAUCCUGCAUAUGAUUUUAUGAUAGGUGAAGUGACAAGUGCACAAGCAGGAUAUGGUAUUGUUGAUACAAUGAUUGUAGAUCAUGAUAUUGGAGGAUUUUUAGCAAGUUAUACGAUUCAACCUAA
This is a messenger RNA of Dentiscutata erythropus, 608 nucleotides long. The record is from the annotation of a GenBank genome assembly. NCBI's taxonomy places the organism in Eukaryota, Fungi, Glomeromycota, Glomeromycetes, Diversisporales, Gigasporaceae.